GAGCUGCCUCAAAUGCUUGGAAUAAUUCCGCUUCCGUUUGGAAAGCCGCAGCCUCAGUCCCGCCGCCGCCCGCCGCGUCCGCCCAGCGCCAGCUCCGCGUCCAGCCCGGCCCGCGGCUGCCCGCUCCGCCGCCAUGGCUACCUCCCCGCAGAAGUCGCCAUCUGUCCCCAAGUCCCCCACUCCCAAGUCGCCCCCGUCUCGCAAGAAAGAUGACUCCUUCUUGGGGAAACUCGGAGGAACCCUGGCCCGGAGGAAGAAAGCCAAGGAGGUGUCCGAGCUACAGGAGGAGGGCAUGAACGCUAUCAACCUGCCUCUGAGCCCGAUCCCAUUCGAGCUGGACCCUGAGGAUACCAUGCUGGAGGAGAACGAGGUACGAACCAUGGUGGAUCCCAACUCACGCAGCGACCCCAAACUUCAGGAGCUGAUGAAGGUUUUAAUUGACUGGAUUAACGAUGUGUUGGUUGGAGAAAGAAUCAUCGUGAAAGACCUGGCUGAAGACUUAUAUGAUGGACAAGUCCUGCAGAAGCUGUUCGAGAAACUUGAGAGCGAGAAGCUAAAUGUUGCUGAGGUCACCCAGUCGGAGAUUGCUCAGAAGCAAAAACUGCAGACUGUCUUGGAGAAGAUCAAUGAAACCCUGAAGCUUCCUCCCAGGAGCAUCAAGUGGAAUGUGGACUCUGUUCACGCCAAGAGCCUUGUGGCCAUUUUGCAUCUGCUGGUUGCUCUGUCUCAGUAUUUCCGGGCACCAAUUCGACUCCCAGACCAUGUCUCCAUCCAAGUGGUUGUGGUCCAGAAACGAGAAGGAAUCCUCCAGUCUCGGCAAAUCCAAGAGGAGAUAACUGGUAACACAGAGGCUCUGUCCGGAAGGCAUGAACGUGAUGCCUUUGACACCUUGUUUGACCACGCCCCGGACAAGCUCAAUGUGGUGAAGAAGACACUCAUCACCUUUGUGAACAAGCACCUGAAUAAACUGAACCUGGAGGUCACAGAACUGGAAAGCCAGUUUGCUGAUGGGGUAUACCUGGUGCUGCUCAUGGGGCUCCUGGAGGGCUACUUUGUGCCCCUGCACAGCUUCUUCCUGACCCCGGACAGCUUCGAACAGAAGGUCUUGAACGUCUCCUUUGCCUUUGAGCUCAUGCAGGAUGGAGGGCUGGAAAAGCCCAAACCACGGCCAGAAGACAUCGUCAACUGUGACCUGAAAUCCACACUGCGGGUGCUGUACAACCUCUUCACCAAGUACCGAAAUGUGGAGUGAGCGGCCCCAGCACUCACAGACCAGCCUUUGGAAUGCCCUGCCCUGCUUCUCUCCCGUCUCUAGCUCCACGCUCUUCCACAAAGCCAGGCGCAGCCCAGACACUGGGAACGACAACACGUAGGAAAUGACCCACACUUCCGGGCCCUGGGGCCAGACCCAGUGGUGCCGGGGAGCGUUGUCCCCCUGCCCCUGAUGCCAUGUCCUAGCUUCCCUCUGUGUAAUCUAGGCAGCAGCAACAGAGUCCCCAGAAGAUGCAGGAUCAGAGUUCCCACAGGUGUGAGCACAUGCUGGGCAUCACACUGGGUCCCACAAGUCAAGUUCAUGUAGCCUCAUGACUCUGCUGUGGGCAUCAUGGUUCUCUUCCAGAGAAGGACCCUGAGCUCAGAGGUUCCAGAACUCGUGUUUUUCUGCUUCAUAUAAUGUGUGCAUUACUAGCCCGUAGGGUUCCUUGCAUGUUCUACAGGGGUUGUGUGUGUAUGUGUUGUGUGCCAAGGUCUACCUGCACACACCUGAGUGUCCAAAGAAGGCAAGAACCCUCCAAUCUCACCACCAGGGGCAGGCCAGGUCAAGGCUCAGUGAUUCAUACUGCAAUUGGCAAAUCAAAUUUAAUCCAAUUAAGUGUGUGUGUGUGUGUGUGUGUGGCAGGACUGCAUGUCCCUCAAACCCUUUGUAGAAAUGAAAAUUACCCUUAAUUCCUUCAGAUAUUCUAAUAACCCUGUACUCGAGUGACAUUUGGGAAGAAUUCAGUUUAGAAUUAAUGGAGUGGCACAUUUUGCAGCCUUUCUGCUUGAUUGCAUGUAAUGGAAAUGCCCUAUAUUUUCCUGCAAAAUAAGUACUCAA
Molecule: messenger RNA, 2092 nt
Organism: Ochotona princeps (American pika)
Lineage: Eukaryota; Metazoa; Chordata; Mammalia; Lagomorpha; Ochotonidae
Gene: PARVA
Product: parvin alpha
Exons: 13
Coding region: 134-1252 (372 amino acids)
Biological process (GO): actin cytoskeleton organization; substrate adhesion-dependent cell spreading; establishment or maintenance of cell polarity
Cellular component (GO): focal adhesion; actin cytoskeleton; cytoplasm
Molecular function (GO): actin binding
Source: RefSeq, a predicted model, not a curated record